UAAAAUUCUGUGCUGACACAAAAUCCCCAAAUAAGCUGACAUCUAUAACCUUCUGCUUCUCUCUCUCUCUCUCUCUCUCUCUCUCACAGGGUUUCUCUCAAGAAUUUGGCCUUCGAACUCAUUGGCCUCUGAAAUUCUCGAUGGAAGAUCUAACGCUGCACAACGACGUCGAAUCAGAGGAAAUAUACGAGCCCUUUUACUGCUGCGUUUGCCUGGAUCUUCUGUUCAAGCCCAUAGUGCUGUCUUGUGGUCAUAUUUCAUGUUUCUGGUGUGUCCAUAAUUCCAUGAGUGGCCGGCAUGAGUCUCGUUGUCCACUUUGUAGGCAUCCCUAUUAUCACUUUCCUACCAUCUGUCAGAUGCUUCAUGUUUUGCUAUUGAAGAUGUAUCCUGUUGCUUAUAAGAAAAGGGAAAAUAUAACUCUAGAAGAGGAAGUGGAAAGAGGUGUCUUUUCACCACAGUGUAAUGCUCAAGCAUGUGUUCAUCAGGGUGAUCCAACCUCUUUCUCUACCAUGGAUUUUGAGUCAAACUCAUCUUCAGACCCUUCUUCCACCAGGAAAGGGGAGCCUUAUACAAAUCAGGAGCUUUUGUUGUCCGAUUCACUUUUCCAAAAUUGUGGCACAUGUACUCUGAUAGAAAUCUCUGAUGGGAAUUCUGAUGUAAUCAGGAAUGUGGCUAUCGAAGAAAAGAAUUGCAAGCAGGUUUCAGUUGCUGAUGUGCUGUGUUCUGCAUGCAAGCAACUACUAUACCAUCCUGUGGUUCUUAACUGUGGCCAUGUAUAUUGCGAAAGCUGUGUCAUCAUCCCCACCGGUGAGAUGCUUAAAUGUCAUGUUUGUCAAACCUUGCAUCCAAAAGGAUUUCCAAAAGUUUGUCUGGUGCUUGAUCAGUUCUUGGAGGAACAAUUUCCUAAAGAAUAUGUGCUGAGAAGAGAUGCUGUUCAGCUCAAACAAGUUGAUUUCGAACACAAGAAGCUGACGAUCUGUUCCAGUUCCUCCGAAGCUGGUAAACAAGGAGAGAAUUUACUGCAGUCUCAUACUCGCUCAAACAUUCAUUUAGGAGUCGGUUGUGAUUCUUGUGGGAUUUUUCCCAUACUUGGGGAUAGAUACAGGUGCAAAGAUUGUGUGGAGAUAAUUGGUUUUGACCUUUGUGGUGAUUGUUACAAUACGCGAUCCAAGCUUCCAGGGAGGUUCAAUCAGCAGCAUACCCCAGAACACAAGUUUGAGCUUGUAAGGCCCUUUCGUAAUAUGUUGGGGCUGAUGGCUAUUGAGCUCGAGGACAACUCUCUUUUAAUUGAUACUGAUGCCUCAGAGGACUCGGAAAAUGGAUCUCCUGCUCCUGGUUCACCCAGUAGUGCUCAGGAGAAUGCUGAGAGCGAUUGGGCUGCUACUAGUGCCUCCACUGAUGGUGGAGAGGAUCAAACUGGUUCUCAGUCAACCACUUAAAAUUCUAGACUGAGCUGAAGCCAUGAGCAUCCUUCC
Messenger RNA from Corylus avellana, 1475 nucleotides. NCBI's taxonomy places the organism in Eukaryota, Viridiplantae, Streptophyta, Magnoliopsida, Fagales, Betulaceae. The record is from RefSeq and is a predicted model, not a curated record.